Antechinus flavipes (yellow-footed antechinus) is the source of this 1922-nucleotide messenger RNA. Its product is annotated as cytochrome c oxidase assembly protein COX11, mitochondrial. Gene Ontology annotation, cellular component: mitochondrial inner membrane. Lineage: Eukaryota; Metazoa; Chordata; Mammalia; Dasyuromorphia; Dasyuridae. The transcript is spliced from 4 exons. The coding region runs from base 40 to 756 and encodes 238 amino acids. Gene Ontology annotation, molecular function: copper ion binding. The record is from RefSeq and is a predicted model, not a curated record.
AGGCCGGAAGUGGGGCUCGGGCGCUUUGCCCCGGUUGCCAUGGCGGUGUUGGGCCGGCCCCAUUGGAAGCGUCUCGGGGCUUGCUGGGGUUGGUGGGGCGGUCGGGUCACGGCCCCUCAAGCGCGGCCGCCGCCGCGGUGGAGGCUCAAGAGCACGAAUCCGUUUGCCCAAGAGCAGGAGCAGGAAUGGCGGCGGCGGAAUCGCACAGUGCUCACGUACAUGGCUGCGGCCGCCGUGGGCAUGAUCGGGGCCUCCUACGCCGCCGUGCCCCUCUACCGUCUUUAUUGCCAGACUACAGGACUCGGUGGGUCACCUAUAGCUAGUCAUGCUUCAGACCAGAUUGAGACUAUGAUACCUGUUAAAGAUCGAAUUGUUAAAGUCACCUUUAAUGCAGAUGUGCAUGCAAGUCUCCAAUGGAAUUUUAGGCCUCAACAAACAGAAAUAUAUGUGGCACCAGGAGAGACUGCAUUGGCAUUUUAUAAAGCUAAGAAUCCUACUGACAAACCAGUAAUUGGAAUAUCUACAUAUAAUGUCGUACCAUUUGAAGCUGGACAGUAUUUUAAUAAAAUACAGUGCUUUUGUUUUGAAGAACAAAGGCUUAAUCCUCAAGAAGAAGUAGAUAUGCCUGUAUUUUUCUUCAUUGAUCCUGAAUUUGCUGAAGAUCCAAAAAUGGCUAAAGUUGAUGUAAUCACGCUUUCUUAUACGUUUUUCGAAGCAAAAGAAGGACAUACAUUGCCAGUCCCAGGUUUUAAUUGAAAUGAAAAGUAUCUUUCCUUUGCCCAUUCCUAAUUCUUUUGUCUUAGUUUUAUAAUUUUUUGAGCAAUCAUGUUCUCAGCUCUUUUUGAAAGAAUAUUAAUAAGGAAAAAAUCAGAAUCACUACAUACCUGCAGUAUUUUCCUCAUAAAUUACUUUAAUAUUUUAGUUUGUAUGAGACCAUAAGAAUGGUGAUACUACUGAAUAAAACUCUAGGAGCAAAUUUCAACUUAAAGUCAUAUUUGUAAAAUAGCAUUCAAGUUCUCUUUGGGGGGAUGAUAUAUCAGAAAAAGAAAAAUCCACUCAGUUUCAUAACUAUGCAAUAAAUAUGGAGCUGAUGAUCUGCUAAGAUCACAAGUAAAGUACCAAAGCUGCUUUUAAGUAUAUUAACAGAUCAUCUCAUUCAUCUCUUCUGUUAAAAAUGAAGAUGUUGAAAUCCUGAAAGAUGAAAUGAUUUGCUUAGCAUAUUACAUAAGUUAGUGUUUAGAACUCAAGUUUUCCACUAGCCAAGUCUUUUCACUCUGCCAUCUUGGUCAUCUUAACAUACACGAUUAUGUUCUGUUUUGUUUUUUAAUCAGCUUCUAAUGUCAGUAACCUUUAAAAUCACAGGUCAAAUUGAAUCAAAAAGAAGCCUCGUCAGUCAGUUCAAAAGUGUUGUUUUGUGAUAUUUUUCCCCAGAGUAGUGCCACAUCUGAGAAAUGAGAAAUAUUUUUCUUUCUUUUCUUUUUUUUUUUUUUUUUUUUUUGAUUCUUAAAUUCAGGCUUCAAGUGCAGUGGCAGCAUAUUGGGUAAACGACAAAACUGUUAAAAAUAGUCACCACACUAUAAGUAACAGAAGCGAAAGGGUUACAGUCAAAUCCAGGGCAAAAAAUAAAUAUAAGAUUUGAAUUUUAAGCUUUUUAAAUUGUUUUUUACCCUAUUAAAAUUCAAUUGCUAUUUUAUAUUUGCACUACUUAAGUAUUUUAAUUGAGGUAAUUGGCGAGCAAACAAUGCCAUUGAAAAUUAGAAAUAAAGUAUAUUAAUAUUUCUACCAGAUUAUCUUUAUAGUGAGGGUUCCAAACACUUGGAUACUAACAUCUCACUGUAUGUAUGGUACUAUGUGCUUUUUCUUGGCAUCAAAAACUCUUUUGUGAAGAGACUAUGUUAAGUAUUAAAUUAUUUUUAAUAUUA